Caenorhabditis sp. 36 PRJEB53466 is the source of this 614-nucleotide messenger RNA. Lineage: Eukaryota; Metazoa; Nematoda; Chromadorea; Rhabditida; Rhabditidae. The record is from the annotation of a GenBank genome assembly.
AUGAAGCACUGGAGUGUCUGGACCGACGGUUCUUGUCCGAACAACGGGCGGUACGGCUGCAUGGCCGGAUGGGCGAUGUACUUCGGCGACAGUUCGUAAACAGAUAUAUUUUUUUCAAUUUUCAAAAGAUCUUCUCAGAUGACGAUCGGAACAGAAGCGGCGGAAUUUACGGGACUCAGACGAACAACAAGGCCGAGUUGGUCGCCGUCAAAAUGGCCAUUCAACUUGUGAGCAUAAUUCGAACUAUUUGCAAAAAAUAAAUAGAACUAUUAUUCAGGCCCGGGAGAAUCGAGUCCGCUGUCUGACAAUCCACACGGAUUCUCAGUACGUGAUCAAUUGCCUCGACAAGUACAUUUCCGUCUGGAAACAGAACGGUUGGAAUAAUGCGAACAACCGCCCGGUUUCCAACCAGCGGCUCAUCCAAUACAUUGAUGUAUUGAGAAGAGAUUUCAAAGUGAGCAAGUUCACAUUGCAGAAACACUUACUUUUAUUUUCAGUAUAUCGAAUUCAAGCACGUGUACGGACACCAGGGCAAUCACGGCAACGAAAUGGCCGAUAAGAUGGCACGGAGAGCCGCUGAGUCACGCCGUCGCGCCUUCUUGAUGCGCCGCUAA